AUGUUGAUACGUGGUUUCACGCUGCGUGAAAGGAGGACAAAGAAACAAAAAUAUUUUCACGUUUACAAUUUUAGUAAAAAUACUUUCCUGGCAGGUAAAGCACCUUUAGUAGACUGUUUGAAUUCUGACAAGUCACUGCAAGGGACAGUAGUUUUUAUCAAUACGAAGAGCUUAUACGAGUGGAGUGCGCGGGUGGGGUCGCGGCGUCGCUCGUCGCAGAGCUCGCCCGCCGCGCUGCUCGCGCACUUCGACACUAGUGCCUUGCAGAUCAGAGACUGGUUGUCGGUGGAAGUGGACAUGUUGCGGGCUCAGCCGGUGGCCGUCGGCGAUGUCGACGAUAUCCUUCAGCAGCUGGAUAAACAGAAGGUACUU
This is a messenger RNA of Brenthis ino (lesser marbled fritillary), 372 nucleotides long. Lineage: Eukaryota; Metazoa; Arthropoda; Insecta; Lepidoptera; Nymphalidae. The record is from the annotation of a GenBank genome assembly.